Solanum stenotomum is the source of this 4484-nucleotide messenger RNA. Its product is annotated as gibberellin 20-oxidase-like protein. Gene Ontology annotation, molecular function: dioxygenase activity. The record is from RefSeq and is a predicted model, not a curated record. The transcript has 3 exons. Lineage: Eukaryota; Viridiplantae; Streptophyta; Magnoliopsida; Solanales; Solanaceae. The coding region runs from base 3168 to 4133 and encodes 321 amino acids.
UUUUACUUGUAUUCUGUUCAAUUUUCACUAUUGCUUUAUUUUCCCUCACCAAACUGGAUAUUUUAGACGAGUAAACGUCUCUUUGACAUUUUAGCAAACACCUUGUAUGCAUUUUCACCAAUUGAAUUCAUUUCUCAUUCGCCUACUUAUCUGACGAGGAUAAAGAGAGGGAUUGAUGCAGAUUUGUUCAAGUAGAUCCUGGAAGGAAAAAUGAAAAAAGAAUCAGCUUUUGGUCCUGUUGGUAUUCUAGAUGGUUUCAAUGAUCAUAAAAGCACAAUCUCAUCAGUAGCUCUCUACAUGUUAAAAUCUUUAGUGUCACAUCUAGUAGACUGCUGCUGCCAGGUGAUCAAAAACAAAAUGAGAAGUGGACCAUAAUUGCAAAAUUUUCAGGGGUCCCUUCUAAGGUGACUCUGAGGUUAUGUCUCAAAUCUUCCAUUUCCCAUACAGGCAUAAAUUGGCGUCUAUGUGUAUGCAAUCCAUAAAUUUGUAAACCUUGUGAGAGAAGUCAUGGUUGCAUCAGUUUUCUCUGUGAUUUUUCGUCUUCCAUGCAUUUCAGUUGAUAUUUUGUGGCUUCAAUCAGAGGCGAAUCCUACAUAUAUGUAAGUUGUGGAUGCAAGUUCAACAACCACCACCUCUGACUCAAACUAUAUGCAUUAAAUUUUGUAAAGCAUGUUAGUUGGAUGCAUGUGACCCAUGCCUCUAACUUGAAUUUAAUAUUUACAGGUGCAACCACUAUCUUUAAAUCGUACAUCAACCUCGAAGUAUGUCCUGUGAUUUCUUGCUUAACCUAGAACUCUCACUAAUUAUGAGUUUCAUGGAUUUUAGUCGAGAUACUGGAAACUUUAUUUGGUGCCUUUUGAUGGACCAAAUAUGUCUGCCACGAUACCUAACUCUUUUAGAAAGAAAAAGGGCUUGCCAAGAAUUGAAUAUUUGUUUGGUCCCUACAAGUAACGAAUUCUGUCAGCACUCAACAAAAGAUUAAUCAUUAGCUUCCUUUCUUACAUUGGCUCUUUUAUCAUUAAAACCAUAACAUGUCAGUUGGUAAACUGGACACUGUUAUACAAUAUCAUCCAUGCUCUCUCCUAUGGCCAUUGUAUUUGCAACUGGAAAUUUCACCUAUGAUAUUGGAUGCAUAAAUGGUUUUAAAUAUUGGUUUCUGAGAUUCUGGUGUUUUAAUAGAUUUUGUUCUUGUGUGCUAUAUUUGAGGCGGAUAUGGCUUGUAUUAGAGUAAACUUGAAACCUGGUAUACCACUGUUAAACUGAAGCAUGUAUUGUUAGGGAUUUAGAGAAGUACGUACAGAGCCAGAGCUAUUCUUUGAUGACUGUAAGAUGAGGCGUAUUUACUACAAAGUGAUUCCAGUUAUUUUUACCUUACAUAUAACAUUUCAACUUAUUUCCUAUCAUACAAAAUCUUAUAAAAAACUCCCCCUUUUUAGGAGUGGAAAGGAGGGAUAUGAUGGUAUUCUAAUAUCCUAAACACAAUUAGUACAAUCACUUGUCUCUUCUUCUUUCCUAAUCAAGGUUAAAUACUUAUGCAUGCAUUUACAAAUGGUGGAUGGCACCAAAAAUAUCUAAGUACUAGUUUAGCAGUGAGCUCAAAUUCUGCAUGCCCUUGAAUUCUCGCAAUUGCAAUUCUUCGAGUAGUUAAACUUGUUCCUUAGUCUACUACUAAUGGUUUUCAAUAAAAUAUGUAUAUUUAUCCCUUCCAUUAUUUCUUGUAGGAUAGCAAUGAACAGACUAAAUGAAUAGAUUCUCUCGGAAUGCUAGCUAAGCUAAUCGUCUUAGUUCCCUUCAAUUUCAAUAAGCUUUUUGAUUGAUUCAGGUGCCACCUCCCUUUUUAGAAUUAGAACCCCAAUCUGAUUGUUCUGGAUGUUUCAUAUGCAUUUAUCUUUUUCCCGGUAUAUACUUGUAAGGAAUCAUUUUGGAUUUCUUCUGCAUAAAUUCUAUUCUAUGGGUCAAUUAAGUGGAUUUCAGAGUUUCUUGUCUAAUUGGAUACUUGGUUCUGACCAGAUACUAUGAAUGUGAUGAUUGUUUGUUUAUAUCUAAUAGUUGCUUAGAUUUAUAAAAGAUUUCACUUUGUAUUCAAGUUUGACUACUGAGAACAUGAAAGGAAAGGGGAUAAAAAGAGUGGGGUAGAAAAAGCAAGAGCUUGCUUUAAUGAAGCAAUAACACUGUAGAAAAGAUUUGGUGUUCUCUUCUUUAAUUCUACUAUCCCUAAAACAAUCAGAAAGUACUAUUACUCAUAUAAUUUUUGUAACUAGUGAUGCCUAAGAUAGGAAAUAGGAGGAAACAUAUUUAAUGGCGAAGGCAAGUGUUGACCUUUAAUUUAACAGUUACUGAUCUCUGUCACAUUAACAACUCAUGCUUUUAUUUGACAGAUCAAGAGUGGGUUAUUUUUGGUUUCAAAAGAGUAACAAUUUAUCUAUCAAAUAGUAAUAGUACAUGCAGUAGUCCUAUAAUACACAGUCCCUAAUUUGUCUGUUCCCAAAACAUCCAAGACAAAUAACAACUCAUGUUACUCUCAAGUGAACAAAUUUGCUUAUGUGCACAAAGAAAUAGUUACAUGUUUAAAUGCGGAUAAGAUAACAUUUUAGUCUCUUUGUCAUUUGUGAAACAUGCAUAGGUGAAGUUUGUUCCUAUGCAUCUCUGUUAAAAGUUAAUGUAAGAAAACUAGGUGUCAGGUGGGACUCUAUAUCCUUGAAAUACUGAACCAACAACUAUCAUUUUUAUUGUGUUGAUAAGUUGAACUGUAAUUUGACCAUGAAUUCAAACAUGACUUGCUUGUUGCUGCAACAAGCACCAGAAACUUAAGAUUAAACUUUAAAAGCUAUCAACACUUUGAAUUGACUUCUACAAAUAUGCAAAGUCAUCCUUCAAGCACAGGAAUAUCUGUUUUAUGCCUAAGUAUCAUUGGCAAUCACUUGUGAACAUACUUUUUAAUUGAAGCUGAAAAAGGCUGCCACAGUUGUCACAUCCGCUCGCAUAAUAUAUUCCACCAAAUGGAAGUUAAAAAGUUGAAAUAUGUGUGUUGCAUGCAUGUAUGUAUGUAUGAGAUAAAUAAUUUAACUACUGGAAAGAGACUUUUCUGAAAUUAACUUUAAUGAAGAGUUACAUGUCCUUUUAAAGGUUUGAUUAACCAAGAAACAUAUUUAGCAUCUUCUAAAAAAAUGAUUCUUGAAUCCCAAUCACCAUUACAACUUCCUAUUUUGGAUAUCUCCCAACCAUCAAACUCAUCUACUCUAUCUUCUCUUGCUGCUGCCUGCAAAGAAUGGGGCUUCUUUCAUGUUAUCAAUCAUGGAAUCUCCAAUGAUCUUUACAGAAAAAUUAAUUGCCUCUCCAAACACCUCUUCAACCUCCCUUCUGAGACCAAACUAAAAGCAGGUCCUUACUCGUCUUUGAAAACUUAUACUCCUCAUUUCAUUGCAUCUCCAUUCUUUGAAAGCCUUAAAGUGUCUGGACCAGACUUCUCUGACUCUGCUAAGGGUUCUGCGGAUACCCUUGCUGGUGAAGGGAAUUCAGAAUUCAGUGAAAUACUGCAAGAAUAUGGAGGCAAAAUGACAGAGUUAGCGAAAGUCAUCCAGAAAACUGUCUUGAUGAGCUUGGGAGAAGAACUUGGAAUGAAGUAUUAUGUCUCAGAAUUUGGUAAUUGCCAUGGAUACUUGAGGAUAAAUAACUACUCGCCCCCGGAUAGUUUAGAACAGGAAGUUGAAGGCCUUGGUAUGCACACUGAUAUGAGCUGCAUAACAAUUGUCUAUCAAGAUGAAUUAGGUGGCCUCCAAGUAAGAUCAAAGGAUGGGAAGUGGGUGGAUAUUUUGCCAUGCGAAGGAACUCUUGUGGUAAAUAUUGGUGACAUGCUGCAAGCUUGGAGCAAUGACAAACUAAGAUCCUCUGAGCACCGUGUCAUUCUGAAGAAGCCGGUGAACCGCUUUUCUUUAGUUUUCUUUUGGUGCUUUGAGGAUGAGAAGGUGAUCUUGGCACCUGAUGAUGUAGUUGGUGAAGAAAAUUCAAGAAUCUACAAGUCAUUUGUUUGCUCUGACUAUUUAAAAUUUAGAUUGACCAAUGAGAAUGGUAAAUUCGAGAAAGUUGGUUUUACAGUUAAGGAUUUUGUUGGGAUUGGAUCCAAGUUAAAGUAGAAGCAUGGUUAUCAUUCUUUGAGUAGUUAGUUUAUAAGCUUGUACAUCUCCUCAUGUUCCAUCAUUGCAACAUAGGUAUAUAGGAGUUCUGUUUGUGUGAAAGUUUUUUUAUAUAAUAUUAUGUUUUGUUAUUUGAUGAUAUUGUUUGCAAAUUACUUGUAAGUGCAUUCAGUGAAUGAUAAGAAGAUGUAUACAGAAAGGUUUUGACUUGACAUGGAUAAUAACUGAAUGCAUGUCUAGUUGGAAGUCCAACUUCCAACUCAUAUUUCCAUUAAAAUUCUAUGUUUGCCACUUGGCAUGUUUGGUUUUAUUAAUUAUCUACAUAUGCAAAGGGCAUAUUCUAGAAGCAGA